GAAAAUUUGGUUCCAGAACCAUCGUUACAAGUGUAAACGUCAGCAGAAGGACAAAGAAAAAAUGGAACAACAGAACCAAGUUCAACAGAGCAGCCAAAACCAACAACAGUCGACAGGGAACCGCUGUCAGUCGUCACCUCGUCGGGUCGCUGUACCAGUCCUGGUGAAAGACGGCAAACCUUGUACAUCGGGUAGCGGAGGGGACAACUCGCCGUGCCAUAACGCCAAUAGUUCCGUGGGGGGAGGCAAUCAACAGCAGCAACAGCAGUCCGGAGGAGCGGGCGGAGGAGGUCACGUGGGUCACCAAGUGAAUAACUCGAGCACCGGGGUUUCGUCGGCUAACGGAGGAAGCUCACUGCAGAUACCCCAGCACGUGGCCAGCUCGGUUACGAAACUUCAGCAACAGCAGAGCACAAAUGGCGGACUGGGCGCAGCCAGUCUGAACCCCGGCAGCAUGUCACAAUCUCACUUACAUCACGGACUCUCGUUCCCAAACACCAGCCUAAACGGCACGUCACCCUACAUCUUGAAUGGAAGAACUUGGUAGUUUUCCUCUACAAAAAAAAAGAAACAAAAAAAAACAUCAAACAAAAGAACUGACAAACAAAUAAAUAAAACAAAAACAACAA
Molecule: messenger RNA, 629 nt
Organism: Octopus bimaculoides (California two-spot octopus)
Lineage: Eukaryota; Metazoa; Mollusca; Cephalopoda; Octopoda; Octopodidae
Product: homeobox protein Nkx-2.1
Biological process (GO): regulation of transcription by RNA polymerase II; cell differentiation
Cellular component (GO): nucleus
Molecular function (GO): RNA polymerase II cis-regulatory region sequence-specific DNA binding; DNA-binding transcription factor activity, RNA polymerase II-specific
Source: RefSeq, a predicted model, not a curated record